GGAGCUCGCGCGUCACGGGCUGCGCGCGGGCCCCGCGGCCGCGGGCGGUGACGUCUCGGCAGCGAUGGCGCCCACGGGGCCGCCCGAUCCCCAGAAAAGUGUGGAAGAUGAAAUCGAAUCCAUUCUGCAGGAGCGAAUAAUGGUUUUGGAUGGAGGCAUGGGGACCAUGAUUCAGCAACGUGCCCUGUCAGAAGAGGAUUUCCGAGGGCAUGAAUUUAAAGAUCAUUCCAAGCCUUUAAAAGGCAAUAAUGACCUUCUUAGUAUAACUCAACCUGAUAUAAUCUGUGACAUACACAAGGAAUACUUGCUGUCAGGCGCUGACAUCAUUGAAACUAACACUUUCAGCAGCACCAGAGUUGCACAGGCUGACUAUGGCCUUGAGUAUUUGGCAUAUCGGUUAAACAGAGUCUCUGCACAGGUAGCCAGAAAAGCAGCGGACACUGUAACUUCUCAGACAGGAAUUAGGAGAUAUGUUGCUGGAGCCAUGGGUCCAACAAACAGGACACUCUCCGUGUCACCAUCUGUGGAGAGACCAGAUUACAGGAACAUAACUUUUGAUGAACUGGUGGAAGCCUAUAAGGAACAAGCCAAAGGACUUUUGGAUGGAGGAGUUGAUAUCUUGUUAGUGGAAACCAUAUUUGAUACUGCCAAUGCUAAGGCAGCUCUUUUUGCACUCCAGAUCUUGUUUCAAGAAGAAUAUGCUCCCCGACCCAUAUUUGUUUCUGGAACCAUUGUGGAUAAGAGUGGGCGUACCCUCUCAGGCCAAACAGGGGAGGCAUUUGUCAUUAGUGUUUCCCACAGUAAACCACUUUGUAUUGGCUUAAAUUGUGCUUUAGGGGCAGUUGAAAUGCGUCCAUUCAUUGAAACAAUUGGAAAAUGUACCACAGCCUACAUCAUCUGUUACCCCAACGCAGGUCUCCCCAAUACUUUUGGUGGUUAUGAUGAAACUCCAGAAGUGACUGCCAAGCAUAUAAAGACUUUUGCUUUGGAUGGUUUGGUCAACAUAGUUGGAGGUUGCUGUGGUACUACACCAGCACAUAUCAGGAAAAUUGCUGAAGCUGUGAAAUUCUGUAAGCCUCGUGUUCCACCUUCUCUCUCUCAAGGAUGCAUGCUGCUGUCAGGUCUGGAGCCAUUCAGGAUUGGGCCAUACACCAACUUUGUUAAUAUUGGCGAACGCUGCAAUGUUGCAGGAUCACGGAAGUUUGCUAAACUCAUCAUGGCAGGCAACUAUGAAGAAGCCCUAGGUGUAGCCAAAAUGCAAGUUGAGAUGGGGGCCCAGAUUCUUGACAUCAAUAUGGAUGAUGGGAUGCUGGAUGGCCCUGCUGCAAUGACCAGAUUUUGUAACUUGAUUUCUUCAGAACCUGAUAUUGCAAAGGUGCCGUUAUGCAUUGACUCCUCGAAUUUUUCAGUGAUUGAAGCAGGUUUGAAGUGUUGCCAAGGGAAAUGCAUUGUAAAUAGCAUCAGCCUGAAGGAAGGUGAGGAAGACUUUUUGGAGAAAGCAAGGAAAAUUAAAUUAUAUGGAGCAGCUGUGGUUGUUAUGGCUUUUGAUGAAGUGGGACAGGCAACAGAAACAGAAACCAAGAUUGCAAUCUGUUCCAGAGCUUAUCAUCUCCUUGUGGAAAAAGUGCACUUCAAUCCAAAUGAUAUAAUAUUUGACCCUAAUAUCUUGACUAUAGGAACUGGAAUGGAAGAACAUAACCUUUAUGCCAUAAAUUUCAUCAAUGCUACUAAAACCAUAAAAGAAACACUGCCAGGAGCCAGGAUAAGUGGAGGUCUUUCCAAUCUGUCUUUCUCCUUUCGUGGAAUGGAUGCCAUUCGAGAAGCAAUGCAUGGAGUGUUCCUUUACCACGCAAUUAAGUAUGGCAUGGACAUGGGAAUUGUGAAUGCUGGGAAUCUGCCGGUGUAUGAUGAUAUCCACAAGGAAUUACUACAACUGUGUGAGAAUCUAAUCUGGAACAAAGAUCCUGAUGCAACAGAGAAACUUUUACAUUAUGCUCAGAAUCAUGCCCAAGGAGGAAAGAAAGUUGUACAGACUGAUGAGUGGCGUAAAAGCUCUGUGGAGGAAAGGCUGGAAUACGCUCUCAUAAAGGGCAUUGAGAAGUAUGUCACUGCAGAUACAGAAGAAGCAAGAUUAAAUCAGGAAAAAUAUCCUAGACCUCUAAACGUAAUUGAAGGACCUUUGAUGAAUGGCAUGAAAAUUGUUGGUGAUCUUUUUGGUGCGGGGAAGAUGUUUCUGCCUCAGGUGAUAAAGUCUGCUCGAGUUAUGAAGAAAGCAGUUGGCCACCUUAUUCCCUAUAUGGAAAAAGAAAGAGAGGAAAGGAGAGCCAAACGAGGCAGCAUAGAGGAAGAGGAUCCUUAUCAGGGUACAAUAGUAUUAGCAACUGUGAAAGGAGACGUACAUGACAUUGGCAAGAACAUUGUGGGAGUUGUUCUGGGCUGCAACAACUUCAGAGUUAUUGAUUUAGGAGUCAUGACUCCAUGUGAUAAGAUAUUGAGAGCUGCUGUUGAGAACAAAGCAGAUAUAAUUGGCCUGUCUGGUCUCAUCACCCCAUCUUUGGAUGAGAUGAUUUUUGUCGCUAAGGAAAUGGAGAGAUUGGCAAUAAAGAUUCCUUUGCUGAUUGGAGGAGCAACUACUUCUAAAACACACACAGCUGUUAAAAUUGCCCCACGGUAUAGCGCACCUGUAAUUCAUGUCCUGGAUGCAUCCAAGAGUGUUGUGGUUUGCUCCCAGCUCUUAGACAAUAGUGUAAAGGAUGAUUUCUUUGAAGAAAUAUUAGAGGAAUAUGAAGAAAUUAGACAAGAACAUUAUGAGUCUCUCAAGGAAAGAAGAUACUUGUCUCUACAGCAAGCUAGAAGAAAAGGUUUCCAUAAUGACUGGUUAUCAGGCCAUAAACCGGUUAAACCAAAAUUCAUCGGCACAAAAGUCUUUGAAGAUUAUGACCUGAAGAGGCUGGUAGAAUACAUUGACUGGAAGCCCUUCUUUGAUGUCUGGCAGCUUAGGGGAAAAUAUCCCAACCGGAGUUUUCCUAAGAUCUUUAGUGAUAAAACUGUGGGUGAAGAAGCAAGGAGAGUUUAUAACGAUGCGCAAGAUCUACUGAAAACAUUGAUUAAUCAAAAGAAAUUACAAGCCAGAGGUGUGGUUGGGUUCUGGCCAGCUCGAAGUGUUCAGGAUGAUAUCCACUUAUAUGCUGUGGAAGAGGCAGUGGGAUCUUCAGAACCAAUAGCAAAAUUUUAUGGCUUGAGGCAACAGGCUGAAAAAGACUCUGCCUGCACAGAUCCAUAUUACUGCCUCUCUGACUUCAUAGCACCAAUGGAUUCUGGCAUUCGUGACUACUUAGGCCUGUUUGCUGUGGCCUGCUUUGGUGUAGAUGAGUUAUGCAAUGAAUUUAGGAAACAGGAUGAUGAAUACAACAUCAUAAUGGUAAAGGCUCUCGGCGAUCGGUUGGCAGAGGCAUUUGCUGAGGAGCUCCAUGAAAGGGUUCGAAGGGAAUUCUGGGCUUACAGUAGUACUGAGCAGCUCAAUCUCUCUGACCUACGCAGAAUUAAAUAUGAGGGAAUUCGCCCUGCCCCUGGAUAUCCAAGCCAGCCUGACCAUACAGAAAAACUCACCAUGUGGAAACUUGCAAACAUUGAGGAAACAACAGGAAUUGGUUUAACAGAAUCACUAGCAAUGGUACCUGCUUCUGCAGUUUCUGGCCUCUACUUUUCCAGUCCCAAUUCCAAAUAUUUUGCUGUUGGAAAGAUAUGUAAAGAUCAGGUUGAAGAUUAUGCACUGAGAAAAAAAUUGUCAGUUGCGGAAGUGGAGAAAUGGCUUGGACCCGUUUUGGGAUAUGAUACUGAACAACUCUGAUACUUGUGGGUGAACUUUUUUUUUGUGAUGGUCCAUUUGCCAGAAGGAACAAGAAAAGACUUCCCACUGAAAACAGCUUUCUUCCAUCCAUCCAUCCAUCCAUCCCAAUAGCUUGUCUGAUUAUUUUAAAUUUUUGAUCAAGGAACUUAAUAUUUCAAAUCAAAUCUGCUCUGUGCCCUUGGCUUGAGACCAUGAAUGCAUUUUAGCUCUCUCACUUGUAGCAGCAUACUUUUAUUUAUUUUUAUUUUUUUGCACAAAGUAGAGAAGCUACGUGUAGGGUGGAAUGUGGAAAAUGCAAAGCUCUCCUGUCCAUGGGAGAAGGAGAAAUCAGAAGCAAGAAUUUCUAUCCCAUUGACUGUGGAUAUACGUAGAACAGAAUUUGACUUGUGUUAUCUUAAUGUGUUUGGCAAGUCCAGGGACAGAAAUAUGAUGUGAUUUUUCUGUAAAGUCACAAAAGGUUUUAUACUGACUGAUGAGGAGCAAUUGAAGUACAACAGAUCUCCUUUUUUAAAAUCUGUCUGCUCCGUGUUUAGGUCUUGUGAUUGGGAACAUAGGUUGUUCUCGAUGGUGUUUAGAAUAAUACAAUGUGCUGGAUCAAUAUCAGAGGUGCUGUACUGGGAAAUGGGAUGACUGAGCCCAUGGAGUUGUCUGCUUCAUGCUUCCUCUUCCUUUCAGCAAGUCACAAUCUGUUUCUACUCUGCAUAAAGGGUACUGGCGCUUCCUACCUUCGAGUUACGUUGUGAGGCUUAAUUCAUACGUAAACAAUCAUUUGUAUGUGAAAAAUAUGAGAAGCAUACUUGUUACUAUAGACAGACAGAAAGCUUGGAGCUGACUUCAGUGUUUUACAAACUCUUUAACCUUCCAGAUACCUGGAUUUUAAAAGCAACUAGUAGUAAUACUGUCAUAUAUAACAGUUAAUAUCAGGGACAUAUUCUUCAGAUUCAACUCUCAGUGAUCUAAUUGUUCAUAGCUUUUAAUAAUCUCUGAAAAGUGCCUCAAGUAUUAUUUAAAUACUAAUUUAGUAAAAUAUUGUGAAAGAAACCCCUCAUUUUUUCUGGUCUCUAAUUGUAAAUAAAAGACCAAUCUUGUAAAGAGAAUGUUCUUUUUAAUAGUUUAUUGCAAUCUAUGAAUAGCUAUAUAAUUUUUGUAAUGUCUUCAUCUGACUUUAUGCUAGAAGAAUCAUCUUGUAUCAACAGUUUAAUAAAGGUUAAGCUGUCA
Messenger RNA from Pseudopipra pipra, 5068 nucleotides. It is a transcript of the gene MTR, whose product is annotated as 5-methyltetrahydrofolate-homocysteine methyltransferase. Gene Ontology annotation, molecular function: zinc ion binding; methionine synthase activity; cobalamin binding. Gene Ontology annotation, biological process: tetrahydrofolate metabolic process; homocysteine metabolic process. The record is from RefSeq and is a predicted model, not a curated record. Lineage: Eukaryota; Metazoa; Chordata; Aves; Passeriformes; Pipridae. Gene Ontology annotation, cellular component: cytosol. The transcript has 33 exons. Bases 65 to 3850 code for a protein of 1261 amino acids.